UUGCCCAAAAGUCUGUGUCGGAACGAGCUCGAUACAUCGCUGACAAUGACAGAUGUUUUCGCUGCUUGGAGACGGGACACAUCUCGAGAAGGUGCCCGUCCACAUCUGUCCAACAGUGCAGUUCUGCCGGCUGUGGAGGCAGACACCACCAGUUACUACAUGGCAGCCAGCGUGUUUUCGAGCGUCGUGGAACGGAGCAGGCUGCCGCGCUCGAGCAAACCCAACAACAUAUGGAUCCAGCAGAGCAGCACUCAACUAAUCGGACGAUCGGAGCCGCGCUAAAUGCGACCAGAACUUCUACACUUCUUCAAGUCGUACCAGUGCGUGUGUACGGGCCAGACGGCGAGUGCAGUGACACGCACGCACUACUGGACGCCGGAGCACAAACCUCUCUCUGCACCGAUCGGCUGAGGCAGCGCCUGGGUAUCAUCGGAGAACGCCAGGAGCUGCAACUCAACAACGUCGAAGGGGCCGGCGAGAAGAGAACUGUGCACCGAUUUGAACUGCAGGUAUCGCCAAUGUCGGAUGGAAACGGAAGAGCGGAUAUUACCGUACAAGAGGUAUACUCCGUUCCUAAGCUGAACGUGCAGCCGCAAACAAUCGACUGGAGUCGGCGACACGAGUGGCUCCAUCUCUCGGAUCUCGACAUUCCAGACACUAGUGACAAGCCGAUCGAACUACUGUUAGGCGCUAACGUCACUGAAGCAAUAGUGCAGCACGAGGCACGCGUUGGUAGGCCAGGCCAGCCAGUGGCCGUUCGUACAGCCUUUGGUUGGUGUCUAAGCGGCAACAUCACACAGCUGGUCUCGCCUGGUGCUCGUCACGUCAUGCACAUGGCACGAGUUGACACUCGAGAAGAAGAGUUGAACUCUCUGGUGAAGGAAUGGUGGUCCACCGAGUCCUUCGGCACCAAAUUCAGCGAGAACGUCGCCUCAUCAGCUGAAGAUAGGCGCGCGGAGAAGCUGCUCGCUGAGACGACGAAAUGGCGCGGGGACAGGUACGAGACCGGUCUACUGUGGAGAUCAGACGACGUCUCCAUGCCAGACAACUACACAGCAGCACUGAAUCGGCUUGAGAGCACAGAAAAAAGACUUCUCCGCCAACCAGGGACGGCAGCUGCAUACAAAGAUACCUUUCGACAGUAUCUGGACAAGGGAUACGCUCGAAUGCUCUGCCCAGAAGAACUCGAGAGAGCAGACAAGAAACGAUGGUUCCUGCCGCACCAUGCAGUGGUCAACCAAAACAAGCCAGGAAAGAUCCGUGUGGUAUUCGAUGCUGCAGCCAGCUACAGAGGAACCUCUCUGAACAGUCAGCUUCUCACUGGCCCUGACUUCCUUCAGACGAUUCCCGGCGUUCUUCUGAGAUUCAGGGAGCAGCAAGUCGGCGUUUCGGCCGACAUCGAACAGAUGUACCAUCAGGUGGCGGCAGUGAAGGACGAUCAGCCGGCACUCAGCUUUCUUUGGCGAGAUUUGGACACCACCCGGCCUCCUGAUGUGUACCAAAUGGACCGUAUUAUCUUUGGAGCCCGGUGCUCACCGGCUUCGGCAUCGUAUGCUCUUCGCAAGACCGCCAAUGACAUGGCGGCUGACACUGACUCGGACAGAGCGGCGACAGAAGCGGUCCUCUGCAACUUCUAUAUGGACGACUUCCUCAGCUCGGAGCCAAACAGCGACUCGGCUAUUUCUAGCCUCACAGCAGUGACAGCACUCGUAUCUCGAGGAGGCUUCAGACUCACCAAAUGGCUCAGCAAUUCUCGUGACGUCCUCGCCGCUGUGCCAGAGUCCGAACGUACACCAUCAGCGGCAGAUCUGACCGUGCAGCUGCCGACAGAACGCGUCCUCGGUCUGCUGUGGGACGCAGAGACUGACCUGCUAAGGCUGCAUGUUCAUCACCGAACUGUGCCUCCUACAAAACGGGGUAUCCUUCAGAUGGCUGCCUCCAUCUACGAUCCACUUGGAUUCGCCUCUCCAUUCACUCUUCUCGCAAGAAUCGUGAUGCAGAAGCUGUGGGCACUGAAACUCGACUGGGACUGUGAGCUCACAGGAACGACGGCGGAGGAAUGGACUCGUUGGACAGGAGAAUUGGCGUGCCUAGAAGCACUCAUCGUUCCUCGGAGCUUCAAAGCAUGCGACUCACCUGCACAUGAUCGGCAGCUUCACAUAUUUUGUGAUGCUUUCGAGCUCGCCUUCGGGGCCGUGGCCUACCUCAGAGAGACAUCGGCUGACGGCACUGUGUCUGUCUCUUUCGUCAUGAGCAAGACUCGAGUCGCUCCAUUAAAGAAGAUGACUAUCGUUCGGCUUGAAACUCAAGCGGCUGUGCUAGCCGUUCGACUGGCAGACGCCAUCAGAAGAGAACUGAAGCUCGCAAUUGAUGGAGUCAACUUUUGGAGCGACAGUAUGGUGGUUCUCCAAUACAUCAACAACGAAAGCAGGCGCUUCCACACGUUCAUCGCCAACCGAAUAGCGGAGAUUCGCCAAGGCUCAGAACCAUCGCGGUGGCGGCAUGUCCCAGGAUACCUAAACCCGGCGGACGACUGCUCGCGGGGUCUGCCGGCUUCUCAGUUGACACCGGAUAGCCGCUGGAUUCAAGGACCUGCCUUCCUUCGCCAGCCGCCGGAUCAAUGGCCUUCAGAGGUUCGCCAAAAGGCCAUAAACGAUGGUGAUCCCGAGGUCAGGGUCGUGAAUCUCACCUCCACUGAUCUCAGCACAGGGAUUGUUCUCCCUGACCCCAGCAGAUUCUCAAGCUGGACUCGCUACAAACGCUCCGUCGCCUGGCUGAUGCGGUUUCUCUGCAACUUCGUGGCCAGACACGGCUCUCAAGAAGAGCAAGAAUGGCGCCGUGCUGGCACGCUCUCGGUGACAGAGUUGAACGAUGCAGAAAACCUUAUUCUGCGCAAGAUGCAAAAUGAUCAGUAUCAUCAGGAACUGAUCGACCUGAAGAACGGCAGAUCGGUCUCUAGCAAGAGUAGUCUGCUGGCACUCUCACCCUGGCUGGAUGAAGACGGUGUCAUUCGGGUCGGUGGUCGGCUCCUCAACGCACCGCUCCCAGCCACGGCUCGCCAUCCAGUGAUCCUGUCUCGCAGCAGUGAAGUGACUCGAUUAGUAGUCACGCACUUCCACAGCCAGCUUCUGCACGCUGGCGCCGAACACGUCAUCAAUGAAGCCAGACAGCUGUACUGGAUCCCCAGGGCACGGGCGACAGUGCGGAAGAUCCUGUCAGCCUGCCCGCUCUGUCGACGAAGACGAGCCCAGCCUCAAACGCCAAGAAUGGCUGCGCUUCCGAAAGCGCGCUUAGCUGUGACACACCCAUUCUGCAACGUCGGCAUCGAUUACUUCGGCCCGAUACUCACCAAAGUAGGCAGGAAGACGGAGAAGCGAUACUGUCUGCUGGUGACAUGUAUGUCUACCAGAGCAGUCCACCUCGAACUAUCGACAUCUUUAAGCACCGAAUCGUUCCUCAUGGCCUUCCAGCGUUUCGUCGCUCGUCGCGGUAGGCCAGCUUCGGUGUACUCGGAUAACGGAACCAACUUCCGCCGAGGGGAAGCUGAACUCCUACGUCUUCUAACCGACUUAAAUCAAGGCUGCAUCAGUGAUCGGCUCGCCCAAGACAACAUCCGCUGGUUUUUCAAUCCUCCCAACGCAUGCCAUAUGGGAGGUAUUUGGGAGCGAAUGGUGGCAACCGUGAAACGAGCACUCCGAGUAGUCCUUGGAAACUUCAUCGUUCAUGAAGAAGCUCUACUGACCGCUAUCGCAGAAGUAGAGGCAGUCAUCAACAGUCGACCUUUGACGCACGUCAGCUCAGAAGCCAGUGACUUUGAAGCGCUCACUCCCAGUCACAUCCUUCUCGGCAGACCGGCGUGUCUCCUGCCGUCUCAGCUCAGUGACUCAUCACGAAUGAAUGUCAGGAGUCACUGGCGGCAAGCACGAGCCAUAGCCACACAGUUCUGGCGAAGAUGGCUCAGGGAAUACGUCCCCACCCUCGCUCAGCGCACCAAAUGGACGUCAGACGUUCGGAACCUGCGCGUCGGAGACUUGGUGCUGCUAGCCGGCGACGACACGCCAAAGGGAUUGUGGCCGCUGGCUCGAGUCGCUCAGGUGUACCCUGGACCCGAUGGUCGUGUCCGUUCUGUGGAUAUAGUGACCGCUAGAGGACGUCUCCGCCGUCCUGCUAGCAAAGUGUGUCUCCUCGAGGGGAGUGAUGAUGAUGGUGAUUAGUGGUGCAACUGCGCUCUGCCCAGUGUGUGUAUCGGUGGGCAUGGUGCCAAGGGUGACGACGGGUCACUCUUGGGGGGGAGGAUGUCGCCGCCGUAGCGGCUCCAGUGUGUUAUGGCACGCGCCAUUUUGCAUAUUUUCACGCAGUCGGAAUUUCGUCGGUGCUAUUGUUGUCGUGUGAAUGAACUCGUUGAAAUUAGAAGGACAAAUGGCGGACAAU
This is a messenger RNA of Amphibalanus amphitrite, 4431 nucleotides long. RefSeq lists its product as uncharacterized. NCBI's taxonomy places the organism in Eukaryota, Metazoa, Arthropoda, Thecostraca, Balanomorpha, Balanidae. Gene Ontology annotation, molecular function: nucleic acid binding. The transcript has 2 exons. Bases 231 to 4214 code for a protein of 1327 amino acids. Gene Ontology annotation, biological process: DNA integration. The record is from RefSeq and is a predicted model, not a curated record.